Messenger RNA from Rhinocladiella mackenziei CBS 650.93, 1362 nucleotides. RefSeq lists its product as uncharacterized. The transcript has a single exon. Lineage: Eukaryota; Fungi; Ascomycota; Eurotiomycetes; Chaetothyriales; Herpotrichiellaceae. The coding region runs from base 1 to 1362 and encodes 453 amino acids. The record is from RefSeq and is a predicted model, not a curated record.
AUGGCCACCGACAAUACAAACGACAGCGACGGCUCCUUCAUUAGCGAGCUUUGGGAGUUUAUCAUGGUGAAUCCACCCGGCAUCGAUGCUCGCGUGCUAUUGAUGCAAUGUUACCACAGACUUGGCUGGCACGAUGAUGCUAAACAUAUGGCGGAAGACAUUCUACUUUUCGAUCCUGGAAACACUGAUGCUACACGACACCUAUACGAGGGAACGAGUGGACCUGAUACAGUUACAAGGUGCUCUCCUAGCACAGUGUCAUCAAGUAACCCAUCAAGCACUCGACCUCGAGAUCCUCACCCAGUCCCACGAAACGGCAGGGAGCAAGCUAUCCUAGCAGAUGAAUUUUCCCAGCGUUAUGAAAUUGUCAGAGCCGAAGCCAGACAAUUGCUGCUGGAGGCACGAUUUGUUCAAGCUUUUCAUCAACAAGGGACCAACCGGCACUCAGAGAACGACCAGCAGAUUGAAAAUUCUCGAAUCGAAGAUCUCAAACUCAUCACCGAGGGGGGCAUCUGGAACGUCGUCGCAACAGCUCGUCCAAGGAGUGCUUUGACGAUUGCCCGCGCCGUUGCCGCUGAGCAGCGUGAAGAUCGAGUUCUAGACAUGAUAGUCGAUGACCUAGAUGGCAUGAUUCGUUGGAUACGCAAGACAGAAAACGAGCUAUCACGAGACGGCGACGAGAUUCGGGAAGCUGUUCAAAGGCGUGUACGAGUGAUGACCGCUGCGCUGCCACCAAACCUUAGGCAUUGGCCGUCGAUUGCCUUCAUGCAUGUCGAGCAUGAACAAUUGCAAAAAACAUAUCUCAAUGACGAAACGAUGUAUGGGGACAAAAUAGCAGACAUCCCGAGGGCAAACUUCUGGGUCAGCGAGGACGGGUAUGCUUGGGACAUGAGCGAGCUGGCUUCCUGUUUAGCAGCUACAAAUGGCGUGAUGCGGAACCCUCUCUCACGACAGAUCUUUUCUCCGGGCGACGUGAAGAGCAUUUUGCAACAUCCAUUGGGCAAACCCUUGGCCGCGUUGCAGGUCGAGCAGUCAAAUCUGCGACAAGGCGUGAGACCUGCGGCCCUUCGGAAGCUCGAAGAACUCGCCUCGGUCAUGAUGGACGAUAUGAGCCAGGAUCAGGCCCCCAGUCGAAACCAGCUGGAUGAAUUCCUGGCCUACAUGGCGACUCUUCCCGAGACCGAGCAGAGAGCUAUUGACACUUUGCGAGUUCCCGCCGUCGAUUCUCACACGGGUCAGCCAUUCGACGGGGCCAUAGGCGAGUUUCUUCGAGAUGCCAAGGCUAACAGAACUUGCCUUCAUAAAACUGCAGACUUCAUUCGUCAAGCGGUCCAGCAUCUUCGCCGAAGUUCGUCGACUUAG